AUGUCAAAACUUUCGGCACUGAAAGAUCGAAUCGUCGGUCUGCCCUCCAAGGUUUCGGGUGCCGAAAAGCAAAGCGGACAAUACUUACGUCUAUUACUCUCAAGUGAUCCAGAGCCGCUCGAUUAUGUUCUUCUUGUGGUUGGAUUCAUCACCUCGAUCGCUUCUGGGGUUCCAUUCCCCCUACUAGGUAUCUUAUUUGGCCAACUGGUAGACGACCUCAAUUCAACAUCUUGUAGUACUUCCUCGACUAGUUCAGCGUCACUUACAGAUAGCGUUGUGACCAAAGUGUUGGAUGUCAUUUACGUGACCAUCGCGAAUUUCUGUUUGAUCUAUAUUCAUACUGGAUGUUGGAGUCUUCUCGGUGAGCGUCUUGUUAGACGCCUGCGAAUGAGAUAUCUAGAUGUCCUUCUACGUCAAGAAGUCGCAUUUUUCGAUACAUUGCCAUCUGGUGAAGUAGCCUCCCGCCUCGAUGUCGAUCUUCAAACCAUUCAAACAGGAACUUCCGAGAAAGUCGGAAUCUUCAUUGCCAGUAUCUCCUACUUUGUCGCCUCAUAUAUCGUUUCUUUCAUCAAGAGCGCAAAACUGGCAGGUAUGCUCAUAUCUUUGGUUCCAGCCUAUCUUUUGAUGGCAUUGGUGGGAGGACACUUCACUCAAAAGUAUGCAAGCCGAAUGUCAGACCACGUGGCAGCAGCGACAGCUAUUGCUUCCGCGGGACUAUCUAACAUGUCUUUGGUCCAAGCUAUGGGUGCCAGUUCUCGCUUGGAAGCUGUAUAUGCUCGCCACAUUGGUGCGGCACAAAGAGAGGGAAUCAUGAAAGCUAUUGUCGCAUCCGUCCAGCUUGGUUGUUUGUACUUCAUUGCUUACUCUGCCAAUGCUCUUGCUUUCUGGCAAGGAAGUAGAGAAAUUGCUGCCUCUGUUGACAGUGGUUCCGGAACCACAGUAGGAGCUGUAUACACCGUCAUCUUCCUCCUUGUUGACUCAUCUUUCAUUGUCAGUCAAAUCGCUCCUUUCAUGCAAAUAUUUGCCGCAGCUAGUAGCGCAUUCAUCAAGUUGGUCGCGACCAUCAAUAAGCCCUCCUUGAUCGAUGGAACAACCACAACGGAAGGCCAAACCUUCACUACAAUCCCAGGAGAUCUGGAAUUCAAGGAUGUGGAGUUUGCAUACCCAUCGCGACCUGAGGUGGUGGUUCUUAAGUCAUUCAGCUUGAGAAUCCCAACCAACAAACACACUGCACUUGUCGGUCUCUCUGGUAGCGGAAAGUCCACUGUCGCAGCUUUAGUCCAACGCCUUUACAACCCUAUUCGCGGUGAUGUUUUCAUUGGUGAACACAACAUGAAGACCAUCAAUGUCAAGUGUGCGAGAAGUUUCAUUGGAACUGUCGCUCAAAAUUCGACACUUCUCGAUCGAUCAAUUCUCGAAAACAUCGCCUAUGGUUUAGUCAAUUCACCACUUCCAGAACAUAUUGAGCUCAGAGAGACGCUAUUAGACUCAAGCUUACCAGAUCUUGCUCACGCUAUCCGUGAAGGUGCCAAUCCUGAAGAGGCCCUCGCCGCUAGUUCAGCCAACGUUCAAACAAUUGUUAGACUUGUGAGAGAAGCAGCGACUGAAGCUGAUGCUCUUGGAUUUAUUGAUCGAUUGCAAUACGGCAUGUCUACAGAAGCUGGUCCUGGAGGCAAUCGACUCAGUGGUGGUCAAAAACAACGUGUUGCAUUAGCCCGUGCUAUUGUUCGCCGCCCAUCUAUCUUACUCCUCGACGAAGCUACCGCAUCUCUGGAUUCGGCCAGUGAGCAUUUAAUUCAAAUGGCAUUGGAACGAGUUAGUGAAGGAAGAACCACCAUCUCUAUUGCCCACAGACUGUCAACAAUCAAGAACGCAGAUAACAUUGUGGUCAUGAGUCAGGGUGAGAUUCUUGAGCAGGGCACAUACACUGAUUUACUUGCUCGAGACGGCGCUUUUGCAAACCUUGUCCGACUUCAGACACUUGCUUCUUCUGACGAACCAAUAUCUGAGAUUCAAACCGAGGAUGCCAAUGAAGAUGAAGAGUAUUUGCAAGAAAAGAUUGAUAAUACUGAAUUCGCAAAGGUCAAGUCAUUGGACAAUACCGGCAAAUCUACGCCAGUUGCUGAAAACAGCGAUUCUGGCGAAACACUCGCGCCCAAGAAUGAUAAGACUGCAACUAAAGGCCGAUCAUUCCUCUCUACGUUCUUCGGUAUUAUGUCGAUGGCUAGACCUCAUUUACUGUUUGUUUUCUUGGGCAUUGCCGGCGCUGUUGUAGUUGGCGGCUCAUAUUCUGGAGAAGCUGUAAUUUUCGGCCAUACAGUCAGCAGUUUAAGUCCAUGUCUCAGCCCAGCAAGCAUCCGUAGUAACGGAAGUUUGUAUGGAUUGUUGUUCUUCUUUUUGGCUUUGGCUGAAUUUUUCGCCAACGUCAUCAGCGCAUCUUCUUUCGGUCGUGUUUCUGAGAAGCUCCUAUAUCGUGUCCGUGUUUUGGCGCUCAAGUCUCUUUUCGCACAAGACAUUCAAUGGCAUGAAUCUGAAAAUAGAAGCCCUGGUACACUUAUUUCUUAUAUCAGCGCUGAUGCGAACGCAUUGAGUGGUAUUACUGGAACCCUUCUCGGAGUUAUGCUGUCGAUUAUCGUUUCCAUGGUCUCUGGAAUCAUCCUCGCACACGCCGUUGCGUGGAGAAUCGCCGUUGUAUUGCUUGCCACUAUCCCCGUCCUACUUUCAUCUGGUUUCUUGAGAUUGAAAAUUCUCGCAAAGUUCCACGAAAGGCACGCAAAGGCUUUCUCUAACUCCGUCGCUAUUGCUACCGAGGCUGUUUCGGCCAUCAAGACCGUUGCAAUCUUUUCACUCGAAGAAGAAACUGUCCAGGUUUUCAAUAGAUCGCUGAAAGCUCCUUAUACUGCAACACUAAAGACAAUUGCAUACGGAAAUUUCUGGCUCGCCAUGGCUUACAGUAUGAGCAACUUCGUCUACGCACUAGCAUAUUGGUGGGGAGCUCGAAAUGUUGCAGAAGGACGUUACAACCAACAGCAAUUCUUCACAGUCCUACCUGCUCUUCUGUUUAGUGCCCAACUAUGUGGACAAAUGUUCUCCCUCGCUCCUGAUAUUUCUAAAGCCGGCGUGUCCGCUGCACGAGUUCUUGAUUUGAUAGAUAUCGGUCCUGAGAAUCUCCUCGAAUCUAAGAACAGCCGAGCAACAAAUGAUCCAGAAGCAUCUCAAGGAAUGAUUGAGAAACAACCCAUCAGAUCAGGUGGUCUUGCUGUACGCUUCAACAAUGUUCGUUUCCCCUACCCCGCUCGUCCGGAUAUCGAAGUUCUCAAAGGUCUCACCAUCAACAUUACUCCCGGUACAUUCUGCGCGCUUGUUGGUCGUUCUGGAGCCGGAAAAUCAACCAUCAUUGCCCUCCUUGAGCGUUUCUACUCUCCAGCAUCCGGCAGUGUCGAAAUUGACGGUCAAGACAUUUCAAAGAUUGACGGCGUCGCGUUCCGCGAUGACAUUGCACUCGUUCCCCAGGAAAGUGUUCUUUUUGACGGCACCGUCCGCUUUAAUCUCGAACUUGGCGCUCGUAUCGGACAUACCCCAACCAUGGAAGAGAUCGAAUCUGCAUGCAAAUUGGCAAACAUCCACGAUACCAUUGUUUCUCUUCCCGAGGGAUACGAAACCCCUUGUGGUUCCAAUGGUGGACAAUUUUCGGGCGGUCAAUUACAACGUCUCUCUAUUGCUCGUGCAUUACUCAGAAAGCCACGCUUACUACUUCUUGAUGAGUCGACUUCGGCUCUUGAUGCUGAGUCUGAGAAGUUGUUUGAACAGGCUCUGGAAAAGACGGCAAAGGGCGUUACUGUCAUCGCCAUUGCGCAUAGAUUGAGAACCAUCAAGAAGGCGUCGACAAUUUUCGCAAUUGACGGCGGUAUCUGCGUGGACCAAGGAAGUCACGACGAAUUGGUGGCCCGAAAUGAAGAGUAUAGAGCUAAUGCUUCCUUCCAGACAUUGUGA
This is a messenger RNA of Botrytis sinoallii, 3993 nucleotides long. RefSeq lists its product as uncharacterized. Gene Ontology annotation, cellular component: membrane. Gene Ontology annotation, biological process: transmembrane transport. The coding region runs from base 1 to 3993 and encodes 1330 amino acids. The transcript is spliced from 3 exons. NCBI's taxonomy places the organism in Eukaryota, Fungi, Ascomycota, Leotiomycetes, Helotiales, Sclerotiniaceae. Gene Ontology annotation, molecular function: ATP binding; ABC-type transporter activity; ATP hydrolysis activity. The record is from RefSeq and is a predicted model, not a curated record.